Messenger RNA from Cercopithifilaria johnstoni, 1608 nucleotides. NCBI's taxonomy places the organism in Eukaryota, Metazoa, Nematoda, Chromadorea, Rhabditida, Onchocercidae. The record is from the annotation of a GenBank genome assembly.
AUGGUUGUGACUCUGUCAUUAUUUGAUCAAUCUGUUGGUCUUAACCAUUACUAUGUGAGCUGCUUGCUCAAGAUAUUCGAGUGGAGUGCUCGACAAAUACACUUAUCGGCUAAGGAGAAAAACCAAAAUUCGCAAAAUCUGUGCAUGAAAGUAAAUGACAAUGACUAUGUGGACAAUUCGAAUCUCGAGUUGGAGCAUCCGACUGCUUUCGAUGAUUUUGCUGGUGAGAAGAUAAUAAAAGGUCGAAAAAGGAGACAUUCCAGACCAAGGAUAAUAUUUCGAGAGACAUCGGUGCAUUUCGAUGAUGAAAAUGGACAACAAAUUGCGAAUAUUCGAGGUUGGACGGUUGUACGCGACAGUAUGCAUUUUGUCAAGGCAGGCAUUGAGGCAGUUAUCCAGGAUGAUGUAACCAGUCGAUUUGAAGCUGAACAACUCGUUUCGUGGAACAUGCUUACUCGAACUAGUUUAUCUUUCAAUCAAUUUAUUAAUUGGAAGUUAUCGGUUAUUUGGGCGCUGGGAUUUUUGUUUCGAUAUACAGUUUUACUUCCUAUGCGUUUGGUUCUGUUACUCACUGGUGUUAGCUUCAUGAUUGUUAGUACAGCCAUGAUUGGGUUAUUGCCGGAAGGAUCACAGAAGCGGUGGUUCAAUGAGCGUUGUCUGUUAUGUGGUCAUCAGAUCUUAUCCAGUUGUGUGUCUGCCGUCAUCACAUUUAAUAAUCGUGAAAAUCGGGCUCGAAAUGGAGGAAUUUGUGUUGCAAACCAUACGUCACCGAUUGAUGUAAUGAUACUUAGUGUGGAUUGUGCGUAUGAUUUGGUUGGGCAGCGUCAUAGUGGUUUCCUUGGAAUUCUGCAACGCGCUCUUAGUAGAGCAAGUUCGCAUAUAUGGUUUGAGCGAAGUGAAAUUCGAGAUCGUUCAUUUGUUGCAGAAAAAUUGAAAGAACAUGUUGACAAUAAGAAUUUGCUUCCAAUUUUGAUUUUCCCUGAAGGCACAUGCAUCAAUAAUACGUCAGUGAUGAUGUUCAAGAAAGGAUCAUUCGAGAUUGGAACAACAAUCUAUCCAAUUGCAAUGAAAUACGAUUCUCGUUUUGGUGAUCCAUUCUGGAAUAGUAGUCAACAUGGUUGGUUUGAGAAUUGCUUUCGCAUGCUUACUUCAUGGGCUAUUAUAUGUGAUGUUUGGUAUCUGGAACCCAUGAAGAAAUUUCCCAGUGAAAAUGCAAUUGAUUUCGCUAAUCGCGUGAAAAAGGAAAUAGCUAUGCGUGGUGGACUUGUCGAUCUUCAAUGGGAUGGGGAGCUAAAACGAAAUCGAGUUCCAACUAAAUUAAUUUUGCAUCAGCAGCAAAAAUAUUUUCGGCGUCUCGCGCGAUACUUUGCAGAUGAUGUGAAAAAGUGCAUCUCUACUCCUGAAAUGAGAACAGUUGGAUCAAGUCUUUCUGCGACUGAUGAUCGAGCAAGCGAAAAUUCAGAAUCUCAUCUCGGUGUUGGUGAGGUGGUCUCAGACGAUAUGAAACACAAAGAUAUUUCGUCGAGUAGAGACUUAUCAAAAAAUGGAGUGAGACGGAAAAGUUCAGAAUUCGAUCGACUUUUUAUUACGAUGAAUCAAUGCCAAUAA